Mycena citricolor is the source of this 1459-nucleotide messenger RNA. The record is from the annotation of a GenBank genome assembly. Lineage: Eukaryota; Fungi; Basidiomycota; Agaricomycetes; Agaricales; Mycenaceae.
UUACGGGGCAUUGUGAGAGAGGAAGUGCGCGACGUGUUCCCAAUUGGGACACGUGCUGACAAUUGUUUGUUCUGCGCUUGUUCGACUUGUGCUGUGUUCUCGCAGUCCACCGUUCCUAGGUUAGCAUUGAACUCAUCUUACCACCGCGAUGGCGGACGCCGGCUUUUUCAAGGGUACAUCAGCUGAGCAGGACAGGCGUUUUGUCGACAAGGAGGCAAAGCUCCUCAGAUCAACCAAAUUUCCCGCCAACUUCGAGAGCAAGGUUGACAUGCGAAAAGUGAACCUGAACGUCAUCAGACCCUGGAUAGCCAAAAAGAUCGUAGAAUUGGUCGGAUUCGAGGAUGACAUCCUCAUUGGAUAUGCUCUCGAACUACUGGACGAACCGGCUCCCGAUCCUCGAAAACUACAACUCAGUCUUCAGGCCUUUCUCAACAAGGACGCCCCAACUUUCAUGGCAGCAUUAUGGUCUUUGUUGAUAGAGGCUCAAUCAGAAGUCACCGGUGUUCCGAGAACAUUCGUUGAAGAGAAAAAAGAAGAGUUGCGCAGAGCGCGGGAAAGCGACACAAGGACAUUCGAUGAGCGAGACCGACGCGCUCGAAUUGAUGAAGUCUCUGAUAACCGACGCGCUCGAGGUGGAUGGGGAGGUAGAGGUAAGGGACGGGGAAUGGAGGAAGGGGGAGGAAGAGGGCGCACAAGAGAUACGGGAUGGGGUUCCAGAGGCGGUGGGCCUUCCCGGCGUUCACCAAGAUCGGGCCGUCUCAGAUCUAGGUCUAUGCACCGGCGCUCCAUGACGCCGCCUACUCGUAGAUACCGCUCCCCAUCUCGCAGACGCUCGAUAUCACGGGAUAUCAACAGUUCUCGUUCCCCUCCACCAAUGCGACGUAGUCCUCCCCGCCGCUCCAUGUCUGAUACACGCUCUUCUCGCUCUCGUUCCCGGACACGUUCGCGGUCUCCUGUGGUUGGCCGACGCCGAGCUCGGUCGCGCACCCGCUCCCGCUCUGCCAACUCGGACACCUUUGAUCGGAAACGUGAUAGUCGUAGUCCUCCAACUCGUCGGCGUCGACUGUCUUCCCCUGCAAACGAGUACCAACCCAAUACUGCAUCGCGUCGCCACGUUUCCAGGUCUUCCAGCAGGAACUCAAGGCCCGCAGAACUCAAGAUCAAGGGCCAGGCAGAGGUCCAGCGUCAGCCGACCAAAUCACCCGAGCUGGAGCGUAGGGAGAGCGAGCUCAAAGAGAAAGCUUUGCGAAAUAAAGUGAUGAGAAGUCGGAAAUCUUAAUUCCGCAUAUUGACGAUAUGUGCUCAAGGUAAUAUAGCUGCUGCACCUGUGCGAGGUUUGGAGGCCAAUUCUUCCGCAACACGUCUUUCAGCCUCUUCCUCAGCCAAUCGUGGUGCAUCCAGCAUCGCCUGUUUUGCCUCCUUUCUCGCCUGUUUUCUCUGCCCCGCUUCUAUCGUUGCC